UUCGUCUCCAUUACUGCAUGUGUAUAUAUAAUGAUGAUCAAUGCGUCAGCCUGCCAGCAAAUCAAGUCGGGCGUCGUGGGCCUCAUCGGGCCAGCUGACCCAUUCCUGGGCUCCCACACGCACUCCAUUUGCGUGGCCAUGGGUGUGCCGCACCUCCAGGUCCGACCCUAUCACGAAUCCAGUGCCUCCAUGGAUGCGCAUCGUAGCACAGGUCCCACGCCGUAUGACGACGGAUCCGGGUUCCGACCCCCGGCCCAGCCAGCAGUGAACCUGUACCCACCCAAUGUCGUGUUGACCCGAGCCGUGACUGACCUCAUGAGUUUCCUCAACUGGACCCAGGCAGCAGUGUUGUACGAGGACGAUUUUGGUCUCAUCAAGUUCCAAGACCUUGGCCAACCCGAGGCUGGCACCCCGAACCUGGGUGUCGUCCGACGGCCGCCCGACAUCUACCUGCGACAGGGAGUGCCGCCGUUUUACCGCUCCGCCCUCAAGGACAUCAAAAACCGCCGCAUCUUCAACAUCGUCGUCGACACCAAGAGCCAGUACAUGAAUGGCUUCUUGCGAGCAAUUCUACAACUGCAAAUGAACGACGACCGCUACCACUACGUGUUUACUUCUUUUGAUGUGGAGACAUUUGAUCUGGAGGACUUCAAGUACAACUAUGUGAACAUGACAGCAUUCCGCCUGGUGGACAGUGGUGAGCGACAUGUGCGCAACACAUUGCGGGACAUGGAGGAGUACCAGCCCUUUGGCAACCCUCUGCUCAAUAGGACAGGCGUCAUUGAGGCUGGCCCAGCCAUGAUAUACGACAGCGUCUUUGUGUUGGCCCAUGGGCUGCAGGCCAUGUUCCUCACACACUCUCUGACAAGCAGUGCUGUUGGAGGCAACCCAUUCACUGGACACAAGCGUCAACAGCAGCAACAACAACAAAAGCCCAUGAUGACAAUGACAACGCUGCACUCAAAUGCAUCCUGUUGGGACAAGAGAUCCUGGAACCUGGGCCAUGAAUUGUUCCGCCAUGUUGAUGGUGUCAAGUUUCAUGGACUCACUGGACCCUUGGAGUUCAGUGGUGGCAAAAGAAAGGGUCUAAAAUUUGACCUGCUCAAGCUGCGUCAGGAGAAGCUUGUCAAAGUCGGGGAAUGGCGUGAAAUAGCCGCCACAACCAUGACGACCAGCACCAGUGGCGGCGGCGACGAGCAGCGCACAUGGGCGCCAGGCAUCACACUGACUGAUGAAAAUGUGUUUUAUGAAGGCCGAGCCCCGAAUGUCACACUGCGGGUCACUACAAUUCUUGAAGUGCCAUAUGUGAUGCUGGAAGACGACCACAUGAACCGGACAGGGAAUGCCCGUUACAAGGGCUUCUGCGUCGACCUGCUCAAGCUCAUCUCCAAGCUGCAGGGUUUUGACUACAAGAUCCAGCUGGUCAAGGAUGACAAAUACGGGGUCUUCCACCUCGAGACCAAGGAGUGGGAUGGCAUCGUCAACGAGCUCAUCCAAGGGGAGGCAGACCUGGCUGUGGCAGCCAUGACAAUCACUCAUGCAAGAGAAAAUGUCAUUGACUUCACAAAGCCAUUCAUGAACCUUGGCAUAUCCAUCCUCUUCAAGGUGCCAACGAGUCAACCAACGCGGCUCUUUUCCUUCAUGAAUCCGCUGGCCAUUGAGAUCUGGCUCUACAUCAUGGCGGCCUACGUGCUCGUGUCCUUCACCAUGUUCGUCAUGGCUCGCUUCUCACCAUACGAAUGGAACAAUCCGCAUCCGUGUCGCUCUGACGUCGACGUCGUCGAGAACCAGUUCUCGGUGUCCAAUUCCUUCUGGUUCAUCACUGGCACACUGCUCAAGCAGACUUCUGGCUUGUCCCCCAGGGCAGCUUCCACUCGGAUUGUCGGCGCCAUCUGGUGGUUCUUCACCCUCAUCAUCAUCUCAUCAUACACAGCCAAUCUAGCUGCUUUCCUCACAGUUGAGCGCAUGAUCACGCCGAUCGAAAGUGCCGAGGACCUCGCCGAGCAGGACAAUAUCGACUACGGAACACUCUACGGAGGCUCAACCAUGACCUUUUUCAGGGAUGCACAGUUGCCAACGUACCAGAAGAUGUGGACCUUCAUGAACUCUCGCAAGACCAGCGCAUUCGUCAACACCUACGAAGAGGGCAUCAAGCGGGUACUCAAGGGAAACUAUGCGUUUCUCAUGGAGUCAACAACCCUGGACUACAUUGUGCAACGCAAUUGCAACCUCACGCAAAUCGGCGGGCUGCUUGAUUCCAAGGGCUAUGGCAUUGCGACACCAAGAAGCUCCCCCUGGAGAGACAGGAUCUCACUUGCAAUCCUUGAGCUUCAGGAGAAGGGCACAAUCCAGAUGCUCUUCAACAAGUGGUGGAAGAACACAGGUGACACCUGCCACAGGGAUGACAAGAACAAGGACUCCAAGGCAAAUGCCUUGGGCAAGUCCAACAUAGGUGGAGUCUUUGUUGUCCUUCUCUCUGGGCUGGCGCUUUCACUUAUUGUUGCACUCCUGGAGUUCUGCUGGGUUUCCAAGAAGAAUGCUGAGUCUACCAAGCAACCGAUGUGUCGAGAAAUGAUGUCCGAGCUCAAGUUCGCUAUGCGAUGCUCGGCUUCUCGUCAGCGCCCAACAUUGCAUCGCACCUGUUCCCGGUGUCUGCCGACGUCCACGUAUGUGCCGGCCUCUCUCGACCCACAACAGGAAAAUGGACUUAUGCCAAUGUUUGAACUGCACAGGUCUUCACUUGUCAACUAUGACCUGCAGGACAGCACCUGAAUGUUCCAUCCAAAAGGCUAAAACCAUGAAUGAAUGGAAAAAUAUGAAAUGGACUUCAUCCACCAUGCAGAAGACAUUCAACUCAGAAUUUCUGCCAUGAUUGAAAGUGUGCGACUUGAUUGGUUUUAUUCCUUCCACUCCAAUUGUGUGUUGCCUGUCUUCCCUGCUGUGUUUUGCUUCUGAAAUCCUUUUAAAUGGUGGGAUUUUUGUGGUCUCUAUGUGUAUAUAGUUACCAAGCUCAUCAGAUUGUUAUGACUGGAAUCUGCAAAGAAGUCAGUUUGAAAACCAGGGAUUGUCAGUUUUUUUCUUAAAUGUUUAUGUUGCAGGUAAUGCUGCUGACAGAGAUUUUGAAUAAGGUUUCCUGCUGCUGGUUGAGUUUAAAAAAUGAAGGUACAUAAAUGGGAUGCAUAAAGUACUGUACCAAUUGCAUCAUAUACAGUUGACUCAAACUAUCUUCAUGUUGGAAACCUCCCAUGUAAAUUGUAAAAUAAUUCUUGAAACCAUAUUGAAUUUGAUCCAAGAUUCAAGUACAGUAUAAUAAACCCCACCAGCAAGUCAAAAACUUUCCAGCUAAAACCUCCAUAAGUCCAUAUAUAGCUAAAUUUCGGGAGUUCUUAGGGAUAUAAUCAUAUUCUUGAUGCUCAGAAAAGUGAGAAGCAAUAAAAAUGUGGCAAUGUUUUGCAAAAAGAAGUGAGUGACUGAAGUAUAGAUGAG
Notodromas monacha is the source of this 3486-nucleotide messenger RNA. Lineage: Eukaryota; Metazoa; Arthropoda; Ostracoda; Podocopida; Cyprididae. The record is from the annotation of a GenBank genome assembly.